Molecule: messenger RNA, 2530 nt
Organism: Carassius auratus (goldfish)
Lineage: Eukaryota; Metazoa; Chordata; Actinopteri; Cypriniformes; Cyprinidae
Product: RILP-like protein 1
Exons: 8
Coding region: 51-1367 (438 amino acids)
Biological process (GO): cilium assembly
Cellular component (GO): ciliary basal body; cytoplasm
Molecular function (GO): dynein light intermediate chain binding; small GTPase binding; protein dimerization activity
Source: RefSeq, a predicted model, not a curated record
AGGAGUUUCGAUAGUCGCUGUUAGAAAUCAAGUUAAAAUCUAAGUGCGUUAUGGAGAAUUGCGUGGUAGCGGUCGAGGAAAACCAAAACUAUAUUGUCGAGACGUGUUUCGAGAGGACGUUUUCAUCGAUGACCGUGGACGAUGUGUAUGAAAUCGCUAAAGCGGUGGGGGCAGAAGUGGAGAAGCUCAUCGACAGCUAUGGGAAGUCGAGUGUGGAGGGUCUGGUGUCUCACAUAGUUAAAGUGUUGGAGCUAUUGGAGAGUUUCGCGGCGAGAAACCAAGCUCAUCAAUGUAAGGAAGAGGAACUAUUGAAGGCUUUUGAGACGUUACAGAUACAGCAGCAGAAGAAACGACAUGUGAAGGAAUGUGAUGAGACCAGCAACGGUACAGAGAGUGGGGACUGGCAUCAGAAGGAGAAGAAACUGAAGGAAAAUGUCAAAGUGUUACAGUCCCAGGUGCAACAGCUCACGGAAGAGAACCAGGAGCUUCUGGCCCGUUUAAAAUGCACACACUCAAAAGAAGACCGCACACAGCGUCAGGAACGAGAAGUGAUGCUCAAGCUGAAGGAAGUGGUGGAUAAGCAACGUGAUGAGUUAAGAGCAAAAGUGCAGGAGAUUUCCAGCAUGUCCAAGGAAGUGGAAGCGCUCCAGGAGCAGCAGGAGCGACUAAUGAAGAUAAACGCAGAGCUCAGACACAAACAGAACAUCAUUCAGACUCAGCUGAAGAGCGCAGUGGAGAGGAGGGCUGACCUGGAGGCCGACCUGUGCGAGAAACAGAAAGAGAUAGAGCGCCUGAACUCACAAUUAGAAAGACCCAGUGUACAUACUGCUGCUGAAACGAGCAGUUCGGCCAUUGGCCUCACAGAUAAGAUGAUCAUUGACUUGAAGGAUCCAAAUCGGCCAUGUUUUACCAAGCAGGAAGUACGGGACUUGCUUUUUGAGAAGAACGAGUUGAAGGCCAAUCUCUUUCUAGUCAAAGAAGAGCUUAAAUAUUACCAAAGGGAAAUCCUGAAUGAUGAGAGAUGCCCAGGGUUCUUACUGGAUGCCGUGCGUUCUGCCAUAAAGAAGCAGAGGACCAUUAUAAAGUCUAAAAUGCUUGGCAUACCAGUUAGCGAAUGUAGAACAGAUGAGACAGAUGGCCCUUUGUUUAAGAGGAGUGGAAAUGAAGACAAUGACACUGACAGCACUGACAGCAGACCCCAGGACUCACGCAUCAGAAGCCUAUUUGGUUCCCUUGCGCGGCCCAAUCUUACUAGGAGCUCUGGUUCCCAGCCCCCCGGCCUUCCAACAUCCAGCUCCACAUUGGAAAUCAUUGAUCCAGACGAGCAGGGAGGCCAGGAGAAGACACAGAUGCUCAGCUCAUCUUGAGAACCACCGCAAAUGUCAUUCAUCUUCACCUGUGUUAGAAGAGAGAAGUCUCAUUUAGGUUUCAAAUGGACUACUCUUUAUAUCUGGUUAUACAAACAUAGUAUUUUAGUAUUUGUUGCCUAAGCAGACCUUUUUUCUAAGUAUAAAAUCAUUCAGCACUUGGCUUUUGUUAAUUUAGCCGAUAGUUAGAUUUGUGCCUCAUGAUCAUGACCUGAAGACGAGUUCAGAUUGUGUCAGUCAUAAACAUAUCGUUCUUGUUUGUCGUUUACAAGGACUGGGUUUUGACACAAAUUUCACGGUUUGAUUCUAUUCUCUUUCACAAGCUUUCAAUUCGAUUACCAAUUCAAUUCAAUAUCAGUUAUUUUGGAUGUAUAUCAGGUACAGUUACAGUACUUGCCAAAUUUUCUCGAGGAAAAAAAAAACUCAACUUUUUAAAUCAUAUCAUUUACAUAAUAUUUCUACUUCAAUUCGUAAUUUUUAUAAUAAAAUUUAAGUGGUGGCUGUCAUUAAAUAAUUAAUGGAUUUAUUCAAACAUAAACGGUAAGAAAUAUAAUUAAUAUGUAAUAUGGUGCAUAUAUGUAUUUUACUAUCUGACUAAUGAGUUUAUGGUCACGGAAUAACAUUAUGUUUGUUUCUGAGGUAAAUGUGACGUUAUGUGAUGUUUACAAGACUUUAUAUUGACGUAUUUGCGCGGCUGAAACAUUGAUUGAGCGAUUACAAGAGACAGAAUUAAUAUUGUUAAGUUGUACUUUUUCUUUUAACUCACCUUUGUGUCCUAAUGUGGAAGAAAUGAUCUGCUGCCUCUGUUGAACUGAGGCGCUACAGCGAUCUGUCCCUCCACGUUAAACGGCUACAAAGCGACAUUUAUUGUUUGAAUAUUGCAAUACAAUGGACAUAAAUUGAAACCUGAGACUUGGUUAAUAUCAUAACCACCAAAGCACAAUGUUUCUGUCCAUUGACUGAAAACAGGCUACACUAAUCGAUUCUUGGGAUUUAAGAAUCGAUAUCUUUCCGUAAAAAAAAGAGAGCACUAUUGUUUACCGUUCAAAAAUGUAUAGGGACAGUAACAGUUUUUAAUGUUUUUUAGAAAAAGCCUCUUUUAAUCACCAAGGCUGCAUUUAUUUGGUAAAAAACCUGUAAUUAAGAUAACAUUUUUUUUUUAU